Molecule: messenger RNA, 4423 nt
Organism: Pseudogymnoascus destructans
Lineage: Eukaryota; Fungi; Ascomycota; Leotiomycetes; Thelebolales; Thelebolaceae
Exons: 3
Coding region: 228-3701 (1157 amino acids)
Source: RefSeq, a predicted model, not a curated record
CAUUUUGCUCUUCAGCGGAUUAUUGGCAGUACUCGCAUUUUCACUUCCAUUUAACGUCUCAAUACUCCACAAGACGAAUCCUACCAUCAGCGUUUAUCUUUACAAUCUCAUCCGAUAGGAACCAUCCCUAAAUCGUCACCACCCGCACGAAUUGCCCUGCACAAUUCUUGCGACUCCACCUUCAACCACAUCCCAUAAAAAAUGUGCCAGACAUAAAAUCACACUCAAUGGAUCCUCCGCCACGGCCGUCGAUGGAUCGCUUCCGGAUCCGCGUUGCAGUCUUUUCUCCGGAAGAGGCUCAUAAUCUGGAGGCAGUCCCGAAACAUACUUUCGUCAUUGCGAGGAGCCAGGAAUUCCCUCUCCAAGAUCUCCCCCUCCGGGAACUGCGUGACGUUGCGAUAAGAAGAUACAAGGACAUAUACCCCCAGGAGUCGCUGUUCCAAAUCGCCCAGUCUACAGAUGCCUAUGGCGCCGACCUAUACCUCAACGAUCGCGUGGGCGACAUAUUCGCGGAUAAUGAAGUCUUGAGAGUGAUCAAGGGCUCAUCUAUCAGAGACUCCCUGCCCCCAGACUACGUGAAUGGGAGAGCCGGCACUGUCCAGCCCAGCUAUCCACUACAGCGAAAGCGAUCCCCCGCCACCUCGAAUCUCGGAGACAAUUCGAGGGCUGGCAAGAGGCAGAAGGUUUACAGGCCAGACGAUCCACUCCCGUCACGCGAGCGCGACCCAUCCGACUCCGAGGCAGAGAUUGUACCGCCAGAAGAUAUACCCAUUGACGAGGUCAUCCCCGACUCUCAGGUAAACGAGAUCGAAGAUGGCGGUAGGCAUAUCAAGCAGGAGAAGCCCUCCCAAACAAGCCGACCAAGUUAUAACCAACCAUCUCCAGUCCUAGGCGGAGACGAUGAGGAAGUCGUUAUUUCAGACUCUCAGGGGAAAGAAACUUCGGGGCGAAAUACCACCCGCCAGACCCGUCAAUCACUUCGAAAUACCACCGAAGCCCGGGAAGAUCUUCAAAUAGCUGCUAAAACUACCCCAAAACCGAACAAUGGCGCAGCUCACCGUCCGUCGAAUAAAGGGCGCGAGCGGUCUGAUGACAUCUCGGAUUUCGAAGAGCAUACGUCUAUCACACCGGCCAUCACGCCGUCCCGAGGAAUCUCAGAUACUUAUAGUGGUUUCGAGACCGACAUCGAACAGCCUUCCAGUUUCCUCAGGCAACGUGGUGGUGUUACUCCCCUGGGCAAAAGCAAGAAGGCCUCACCGAUCUCUACAAAGCCGAAACUAGUACAAUAUAGAGGGGCAGCAACCAGGAGCAAAGCUAGAAGCAGUUCAAACAACUCAACACCUAAAGCAAUUGCAACAUCCGCUCCUCCAAUCACUCCUCGUUCGGCAAGUAUGGCUAAUGGUGGCCCUAUACUGCCAGGUAUGACUCCUCAGGACGACAGUGCUUCAGCCGACAACGGCGAUGACAAGAGUGACGGGGGUGUGGACGCAAAAGCCGAAGAGACUGCACAAGAGGUUUCAAGGCUCACAUCUGAAUCGGCGGGAAAGAAACGCGCCGCGGAACUAGAACAAGAGAGUCAUCGCACAGUUCAAUCCGAAAAGAGACCAGAAGCAGCAAUGGAUCAGGCUCGGAUUGAAAGAGAGGCAGCCAAGAAGAAGAGUGCUGCGAUAGCCAUUGCCACGGCAAAGAUUAAGACAGCUGCUAAGAGAAGGAAAGCUGAUGCUGCGCGAAAGCGAUUAGCUGAGGAAGAGAGACUCAAGGAAAAUGCCGAGAAAGAGGCUGAGAGGGAGGCCGAGAGGGAGGCCAGAGCAGCUGAAGCGAAGCUGAAAAGAGAUCAUUUGCUUACGGAGGAAGCCCGGAGACAAACGGAAGCAACUGAAAAGGCCGAGGCCGAGGAACGCGAACAAGCCAAGAGACGAGAGGCAGAAGUGACAGUAAAGGCAGAAGCUGUUAAACGCGAAGAAGCCGCCAAUAGCGAGAAAGAGGCCAGGGAUAUCAAAGAUACAGAAGUAGCUAGCACCCGCAAGAGGUCUACGUCUGCCAUAAGCCCAGGAGGGAUGCUUGGUAGGGCUGUAGCGAACUUCAAUUCCAAGACAGCGAGCACUAGCCCUGGUGCAAAUGUGGUCGAUAAGCCGCCACCUCCAGCAGCUGCCCGCGGCCGUCAAUCAACUUCGCCAGCACUCACUCGAAAGAGAUCUGAAGAUAUCAAACCUGCACCAAUCCUACCCCGUCACGGAUCUAGUGACAUCCGACCGGCCCCGUCUGUGGAGCCGGGUUCGGCUGCUCGACGUGUUUCCUGCGCAGAGCCAUCGCCGUCCGUGGCUGGGAAGACGUCGAGCAGGGCCACACAGUCCCCGGCUCCAAUUCAAACCCCUAAGUCUGUGAAUGGGAUCCAGAGCUCGGGCGGGAGCUUCCGUCAAACGAAACUUGUACCAACAGGAACUGGAGCCAAGUCAGUUACGCCCAAGGUGCCCACACCUUCGAGUUCGCAAGCGCCAACGUCCGGGCAACAAGUUAAAUCAACGCCAACUCCAACGCCGAAAACCCGAGCAGACAUCACUGCUGCGCUGCUCAAUACUAUCAAUAAAGGGAGCUCAUCAGCAGUGAAGGAGGUAGCGGCCUCAAAACCAAAUGCCAUCGCCAUCUCCUCUGAUGAGGAAAGCAGCGAUGACGAAAGCGUAGGCGAACUAGAGUUACCACCAUUGCCUCCGCCUUCAUCUCAUUCAGUUGCACCGAGCCAGCUCGUAGCAAGCGGUGACAAUGCUAAUGACACGGCUUCCAAUACUUCCCGUUCCGCAUCCGUGUCGACAAACAGGUCGCAACGUGAGAGCCGCUCACCCGUACGAUUUGUCAACUCUAGCUUCCAUUCCAACGCAGCCUUCUCCUCUACUCAGUCAUUCGAUGGGUCCCGCCGCGGACAACAAGGCCACUCAAAUGGGAGCGAGACAUCCGAUAAAAGCACUUCUGGAGACUCAGCUUCAGAAGACGAAGCGUCUGGGUCGGAACUCUCAUCAACGAAAUCCAAGCCUAUCAUCCCUCAAAGCGCCGCAUCUAAGCGCAUUCUCCCACCGUCAUCGAGGCUUUCACGCCUCCGCGAUGGUUCCGCAACCCCUACACCUCAAAACGUUGGCGCUAGAAAGUUCAGCACUGGAAGCGACGCAGAAACAUCAGUCCAAAAGCUGCUGGACAGUCAGUUGACAGAAGAGUCGGCAGCAAGCUCUGCACCAGCCAGGGCCCAAGCGUCCCCAGAACUCAGCGGCAGGAAUUCCUCUACGCCAGUGCCAAGGCCAAAACUCACCAACGGCAACGCCUCAGAUAGGGGAACACCACGCACGUCCAAGAGACCGGCGGGAAUGGCCAGCAUGCCGUCCUUGAAACUACGAGCAGAAGCCGCCUUGGAGGAAAGUCAAAAGCGUGCUGAGAAAGCCCGCCAGCAGGGCGAGGCCAAAGCAAAGGCCCUCAAAGACGCCGAGGUACCGGAGUUCGCCGGCGCAGAAAGCACGGAAGAGUCGGAGGCCGAGUCGUCCUCCAACGACAAUUCCGACUCGGAUGACGGAGACGAGAGUAACUUGGAGGCCGGGUCGCCUGAUGACGUCGAGAUGGGCGGGAUGGGGACACCGAAGGCCCAGAAGCCAAAGGCCAAGGUGAACUUCUUGGGAUUGAGCAAGAAGUUUAGCAAGGGGUUAGCAGGGCGCCGCUAGGUUCACGGAGUGCCUGUGGCGGGUGCAUUUUGUAUUUAUGAUUGGUACUGUUUAAUGUUUAGACAGUUCUCCCAAAGGGUCAAAGCCGAUUUUCUGUAUGCGAGGGUCGGGUUGACGGAAUCUGAACCAAGGGUUGGCGAGAAGGGUCCGUCUGUGCUGCCGGAGAGGGGAGUGAGACAUGUAUUACAUAUCAUAGUGUAUUGGAACCAAAGCGGGCCCGGGCUAUCGAAUACCAAGCAGGAUGUCAUUGAUGAUGAGCGACCGGUAUGAUGGAUGUGCCGUCAUAUGGCUGCGCUAUGGAAUGCAGGAUGAGAUGAGUGGACCAACGGCACACGGAGUAGACAGAAAGGAGAUGCAAAGAACUCCAAAGAAAUGCAACGCAAAUCCCCGCCAGGGACACCUUUUCCUUCGUCGAGCCCUGCAUGCGCGAGGAUAUCGUGCAUCUCACAUCCAAAUCCAUCACAUCUCACUAGUUGGGGAAUAAAUUCCACCCACGGCCCUGUUCAAAUAAUAGACCGUGCUUUCAGGGUGUAAAGAAUUUCCAUUAAUGCUAACCACCAAAACCUAAUAUAAUACAGUGCUCUUACUAAUCGUCGUGACCAAACUUUUCGCUUCGCUCAAGGUUGGAGUAAGCAAUACGCGGCUGCCCAACCCGAGAGGAAGCAAUAUGCGGCUCGUCGGAACGUGCGUCUGUUCACCGCCACUCCUCAACAAAACCUCCA